Molecule: messenger RNA, 228 nt
Organism: Gongylonema pulchrum
Lineage: Eukaryota; Metazoa; Nematoda; Chromadorea; Rhabditida; Gongylonematidae
Source: the annotation of a GenBank genome assembly
AUGUACUUGCCGCCCAGUCAGUUGUGGUUGGGAGUGUACUUUAGGCUAAGUCAAGAGUUCACUGAAUUCCUGGCCUGGAUCAGUUCGGAAGGAAGGGAGGCCGAUGUUUUUAUCCAGCAUAUCCCGGGUUACCUGACGUUGCAGUGCCAGAACGAUGAUAUACUUGGCAUCACUCUCAUUUUGCAAUGGCUACCGAACGCAGCUCUGGAAAAAAAUCCGGCAAGGUGA